Messenger RNA from Tetrahymena thermophila SB210, 7089 nucleotides. RefSeq names its product helicase carboxy-terminal domain protein. Gene Ontology annotation, biological process: protein targeting. The record is from RefSeq and is a predicted model, not a curated record. NCBI's taxonomy places the organism in Eukaryota, Ciliophora, Oligohymenophorea, Hymenostomatida, Tetrahymenidae. Gene Ontology annotation, molecular function: ABC-type protein transporter activity; ATP binding. The transcript has 4 exons.
AUGGAGCUAGACUAUUCAAGCAAUGAUGAAGAAGAUAUUUAAUUUGAUAACUAAAUUUCAAGACAGUAAGUAGGUUAACAAAUGAGAUUUGUUCAUGAAGACAAACUAAAGAACUUUUGCUUAGAUGAUAACAUAUUACUAUUGCUAAAAUUCUUAAAUGAAAAAUAUCCAGAUGUAGAAUGUAUGACUCUUUUUAAUCUCAUAAAUGAAUAAAUGAUGUUAGAAAGUGAAUCUACUAUAAGAUAAAUAUAACCAUUAUAUUAAGCAACCCUACAAGAGUAUAAAAAUUAAAAAUUUGAAAAAGCAUAAAUAGAAAUCAGUAGAUUGUUUAGAGCGAUUAAUCCUUUGAACUUCCAAAAAAUAUGUGAUGAGGUAAGUGAAUCCUACAAUUCUAGUAAAGAAAUGAAUAACUUGGAGGUUGUUAUGAAUUUUGGAAACACAGGGGUUGGAAAGAGUACUUUCAUUCACUACUUAGCAGGAUCAAAAAUUAAUAAGACAAUCAAUAAAGAAGGGCUAAAUCACUGGGAGCCCACUAAUCCUUUAUACAAAGCUUUAGAUCGCGUUAUUUCUAAACCAGAUGCCAAAUCAGAAACAAAGUUUGUCACUCUUGUUAAAAUCAAACCUUCAGACUAAGAAGGAAAUGAGUUUGGUGAUGAUGAUGAAAUUAACUUAUGCGAUACUCCUGGUUUUUUGGAUUCAGAAGGAUUAGAAGCAGAGAUUUCAAAUCUAACUGGAAUUCAUAAAUGUAUUUCAGUUUGCAAGAGCAUAAAACCUAUUGUGUUAGUUAGUGAAGAAGAAAUCUCUAAUAGAAGUUAAGGAAUAAAAAAUCUAGCAAACGUUAUUAAAAAAAUGGUGAAUCCUACAUAAAAUUUUCAAUAAAUAAUUGGAAAAUUCUUAUUUGUCUUCUGUAAAUUUUAAAAUGAGAAUAAUAAGUAGCAACUUCACAAUAAACUCAAAAAUAUUUACAAAAAUUUAAAUGAUGAUUAAAAAAAAGAUUAAGAAUUUUAAUAUGUGCUUAAAACUAUGUUAUAAUAAACUUAAGAUGAAAAAAACAUAGUUUUCUUUGAUCUCACUAUUCAAAUGCCAAAGGAAGCUUUUACUUGCUUUUUUACAUCUGAAGCAGAAACUUCCAUUUCUCAGUAGUUAAAAUAAGAUCAAAAUUUAUCAUCUAUAACUAAUUAAUGGGAAUAAAAUGUUACUUUAGUUGAUGAAUACAUAAAUAGCGAAAUUUAAAAUGUAGAUUUAUUUAUUGACCAAAUUAUUAAUCUCAAGAAGAUAGAUGAAUAAUAAGUAACUAACUUUUUAAAUACUAAAUUAGAACUUUCUAAAAUAGAUAUUUUAUAUGAACUUUUACCUUAAGCUGAAAAUUUGGUGAAAAAAUUAAAUGGAGCAUUAUAAAGAGCUAUUGCAGCACUACUUGAAAAUGUGAAGUUGGAAUUGAUUUCAUACAAAUAAAAUAAUGUAAAUGAAUAUUACUAGAAGCUGUUAUUUUUAUCAGAUGUGAUUAAAGAUGAAAAAUCCAUUCAUUUAUUUAUUGCUUAAGUGAUGGAGAACAUUUCAAACCAAAUGAAAAAGUCAGAAAUCUUUUUGUAACAAGACAACUUUGUUGGUUUUUUCGAUGAGAUGCAAUAAAUUAUCAACUAUAUAGAGAGUUGCCCAUUUUUACCUGCUAAUCAUGUUAAAGAUUAAAUUGUUAAGACUUUUGAUUCGGUUAUUUAAGUUAUAGAAAACUUAAAGCAGACAAUCUUUGAUAAAAUAAAAUAAUUAACAGCAAAGACAAUUGAAUAACAUAAAACAGAUAUACAAAAUGCUAAAGAAAAAAUUCAAUUUAUUCUCUAAGAAUUCAAAAAAUCUAAAUUAAAUGAUGAAAUUUGUAAAGAAAAGAUAAAUAUUUUUUAAAAUUAAUACAGAGAACAAAUAGAAAGAGAAUACUAAACUCUUGAGGAAAAAAUCAAAGCUGUGAUAAACGAGGAUUCAAAUGAGAAUGAACAUAUUUAAUAAAAGUGGAUUUUCAUUUUGCAGCAACUGAAAAUAUUAGAUGAAUUAGAAUGUACUCCUUAAAAUUAAUUCUGUUUUGCUAGUUUACUCUCUGAUACCUAUGUUAAGAAUAAACUUAAUGUUCAAAAUCUUAAAAAUGGAUUAGAGCAAUAGUUAAGUAACCUUCAUCUUCCUAAAAUACUAGAGACUUAUAAAUAGCUUUAUGAAUAGACUAUGUAAAAUAAAGAAAAUAAAGAACAUCAAAUGAUUUUGAAUGAUUUAAAGUUUUAGCUUGAAAAUGAAAUGAAAAAAAUCAUAACAUAAAUUUAGUAAUACUCUGAUAAGCUCAAAUAAAUUGUAACUUAUUCGCCUAUUAGCAACCAACUCAAAGAGUAAAUGGAUAAUGCAAAUUAAAUUAUAAAUUUAUAUAAGCGUUUCAAUGAUUAUGUUUAUCAUUUUAAGGAUUAUUUGGAUGUAGAUAAGCUUAAGUCUUAGAUUGAAUAGGUUAAUAACAGCGUUAACUAAAUUGCUCAUGAAGGACCCAAAAAAAUUAAAUAAACAUUUAAUAACAAUAAUUUCAAAGAAUCUAAUGAUUAAUAUAAAUUUAUGUUAGAAAUUUUUAAAAUCCUUUAACAAUAAUUUUAAAUAGAUGAAGAAUUCAAUAAAUUAAGAUAAAUAUAAGAAAACUGCUUCCAAGAACUUUAAUAAAAAGUUGAAAAUUUAAAGUUAACUAACUCAAAAGCAUAAAGAUUUGAUUUGAAUUCAAUAUGUAGCAAAUUAGAGAAGGUAGAAGAUGAUGAUAUUUAUUAAAAUUUUUCUAAAUUGCUUUAAGAAAUUUUCUAGAAAAAACUUGUAGAUAUGCUGAAUGAUGUAAGAGACAAGUCAUUAAACUAACAAGAGGAGGUUAUCAGAUAAGUUUAAUCUUUCUUUGAUUAUGUUCCUAAGGAAAUGAUAAAAUCUCUGAAAUAAUUAAUAGAAGACAUUAUAAACUCUGAUAAAAUAUAAGAAGAAAUCGAAAGUUGCUUUAAACAAAAAUGCUAUAAAGGACUUAGGAAGCUAUAAUAAACUCUAGCUGAUUCGAGCUUUUAUAAGCCAUUUAAAAUCAAGCUUGAGGAAUUCAUGGAAAAAGAAAUAGAAAAUUCUCAUAUGAAAAUAAUAUCUAAUUGCAAAGAAUACAACAAUUUUGAGAAAAAUCUUCAGACUUUAAUUAGUAUUGGUGCUGAAACAAACUAAGAAUAUUAACUUUUAGUAGAAGAAAAAUUAAAUAAUGUUUUUGAACAACUAUUUUGUGAUCAAAUUAAAGAAGCUGAAAAGUUAAUACAAAAUAUAUUGAAUCAAAAAAUUAGUAGCCAUUAAAAAUCUAUAGAAUUUUUUUCUCAUUAUUGCUUAUUGUGCAAUUCUUUGCAAAAGGUUUAUGGCAAAUUAUAAGAAUAAGAGUUGAAGCUUUUAAAAGGACUUGAUUUUUUCUAUGUGUUUGAAAAGAUUUAAGAAUAAAAAUCAAAAGUUACUAACAAUAUAAAACAAAGAGUAAAGUAAGUUAAAAAUUCUGAGGACGAUCUUACUUGUUUAAAGGAUUAAUUUAAUAUUAUUUACUAACUUUAAAAUUUUGAUGGUGACUCAUAUCAUGAAUUAACAGAACAUUUGAAUUCUAAGCAGUAAAAAUUGGAGAAAUAGAUGGAAUAAAUUAUCUUAAAGAAUGUUAAUGCAUUUAAAAUUUAGAAAGAGUAUGAAGAUUACUACCAAUCUUUUUAAAAAGGCUUAUAAAAUGCUAAAGAAAUGUAAAACAUUAUGCAGCAAUUCAAUUUUAGCACUCAACAAAAAAAAUUAUUUGAGAAUUUGCUAUCAAAAUUAAAUUAAACUGUUGAAUCAAUAAAUUUAAAUCUUAAAUAGUGCUUUUAAGGUGAUAUUUUUGAUGAUGGUGUUGUUAAAAGUAUUAACAACAUUUAUUUGAAUUCGAAAUUUAUAGAUUAAUAUUUUUCAUCUUUGGAUUAUGUAAAAACUCGUAUUGAUGAGAGGUUUGUGCAAUCUGAAUUUUUACUGUAAAUUUAAAAGUAGUUUACAGAACCAACAAAAAUUGAUAAAAUAGAAUUAGUUACUGAGUAUAUUUCUAAUAUGCAUAAAAUAUCUUCAACUUACAUCUACAUGGAAAAAAUCAAAACAGAAUGCAAUGAAAAGAUUAACUAAGCAUUAAAAAAUUAUAAAAAUUCUAAUGGAUCUUUAGAAAAGUUAUAAAUUCAAUUAAAAAAAUCUAAAUAUGGCGAUUAAGUAGCACAAAAUCAUCCUUUUUUCAAAGGUUUUUAGAUUAGCGAUACAAAUUAAAGAAUACAACGGUUUGGUAUUGAUCAAGUCAUGGAAUAAAUUAAGGGCUAUUCUGGUAUUGAUAAAAAAGAUGACUUAAACAGAAUUUAACUAAAAGAAUUUUACCAAAAAUUUGUAGAUAGUUACAAUCAAUAUUUAUAAAAAUAUUUAACUUCUUUUGAGAAAAUUAAUUUUAUUGACCUCUUGAAAGAAAUAUAAAAUUCAGUCAAUAGAAUCGGCACAGAUGUGUUUAUUAAAACAGGAAAAAUAGAAUAAACAUCUUUGAAUAUAACUACUGAACUUUUAGCAGGUAUUUUCUGUUGCUGGACUUGUAUAAAUUCAAAAUAUUAUUUUGAAUCAAUAGAUUAAUCAUAUGAAAACAGGUAAAGCUUUUUGUUAAAACCUCAUCCUGCUUAAAUAGUUGCAAUUUUUAGGCUUUUAGGUAUAGGCUACUCCAAAAGUUAUUAUUUAAUAUAAUCUAACAGUUUAGCUUAAAUCUUGACUGGUGAGGGGAAAUCUGUCAUUUUGGCUGCUCUGGCAUGCUUUUAUUCUCUUUGUGGAUUUUCUGUUAAGUGCGCUUGCUACAGUAAUUAACUAAGUGUUAGGGAUUACGAAGAAUUCUCGCUUUUGUUUGAAAAGUUAAAAAUUAAAAAUUAGAUUAUGUAUGGAACAUUCAACAAGGUCUGCGAAGAAAUAUUAAACCAAAGAGGAGAUAUUAGAGAGCAAGUUUCAAGUUAUAUCUAAGCAGAUAAUAUUAAUUGCUCAAAAACUUCAGAUAUCAGGAAAUAGGUUCUCCUGAUAGAUGAAGUAGAUGUUUUUUUUAGUAAAGACUUUUUUGGAAAUAAUUAUGACAUAGUGGCACCAAUCUAGGGCCCUGCAGUUGAAAAAUUACUUGAUAAAAUAUGGAGUGAUAAAUUUGAUCCAAAUUUUAGUUUUAAAACUAUUUCUGAGUCUCGAGAGUAUAAAAUCUGCAUAGCUCAAUUUCCUAAAUGGGUUGAAUUAAUCACAGAAUAAACAAAAAUUGUUAUUUCUGAUUUUAAAAAUUUCAAUAAUGUUAUUAUUGAAAAUUACAAAAUUUAAAAUGAUAAAAUUUAUUAUAAAAAUUAAGAUUAAUAUCUUGAUAAUAUUUCAUAUGGAUAUAGAACUUUGUAUACCUAUUAUCAGGAAAAUUAGAACUCAAAAAUUUCUAAUGUAGGCCUUUAAAAAUAAAAACUCUUCAAAAUUAACAGCGGAAGUUUUAGCUAUUCAGAGCUACCUAAAAAGUUUUUCAUAAUUAAUGGUGUCACUGGAACUUUAGAAACUUUAAGUAGAAGCCAACUGGAAUUAAUACAAAAUACAUAUAAUAUGAAAUAAUAAACUUUUAUACCAUCAGUGUAUGGAAAGAGUAAAUUUUAAUUUAACCCCCAAAAAGAUGUGAAAGUAGUUUUGUAAUAAGAGUAUUACAAUACUAUCACAAAUGAAAUAAAUAGGAAUAUAGUUGGAAAAACUGAUUAAAAAAGAGCAGUACUAGUUUUCUUUAAUACCAAAGACAUCUUGCUUGACUACUACAAUAGUUAAUAGUUCAAAACCUUAAAAUAAUAUUCAUAGACUUAAAUUAUGACAGAAGAAAACUCAAUUGAAGAAAGAAAGAAAAUUAUAAAAGAUGCAACAUACUCUGGUGCAAUCACUUUGCUGACCAAAAUUUUUGGUAGAGGUAUAGAUUUCUAAGUUAAUGAUUCUAUCAUAUUUUAAAAUUAUGGAAUUCAUGUUAUUCAGACUUUCUUUUCUCAGGAUAAGUCUGAAGAGACCUAGACAAAAGGAAGGACAGCAAGAUAAGGUGAAGAAGGUUCUUUCAGCAUGGUUCUUCAAUAAGAUACUCUUUAGGCUUUUCUUAAAACAGAAGUAGAUAAAAAGAAAAUUGAGAAACUUGAUGAAAUAUAUGAAGUCCUUGAUAGAAAUCGUCAGGUUAAUUUCGAAAAUGACUUUAAAAGUAAUAUAGAAUAUAAUCAAAAGACCUCUAUUACUAGUCAUAAAUAAUCAGAGAACUUCUUAAACUUUUUAAAAGAUCGUAAUUUAUAUGAAGUUAAAAAAUACUUAUUGAAAUUGAAUUAAGGCCCAAAAGAAUAAAUUUAUUUUAAAACUCUGAUUGUUAUGGAUGUUACAGGAUCAAUGGGUAGUCUCAUCACUUAAACUAAAAAUAUUAUUUAGACAACUUUUGAAUAAACUAGAGAUAUCUUAAAGGAAAAAGGAUAUGAUCCAUAAUGUUUUUUAAUCAUGAUAAGCUGUUUUAGAAGUUAUAAUAGCAAAUGGGAAGAGAUAUUCUAAACUUCAACUUGGGAAAACAAUCCAGAUAAUUUAAGGUCUUUCUUAUAAACAAUAACAGCAUAUGGUGGUACAUACCCAGGAGAAUCUGUAGAAGUAGGGUUAUGGUGGGCUAACAAAAAAAAUGAUGAAGACCCAAUUAGCCAAGUAAUAAUUUUAGGGGAUUAGCCUGCACAUCUAUAGAAUGAAGCUUAAGAGUUUAGAAAUUAAUUUGGAUAGAGUUAUUGGGAAACUACUCCACUAAAAGGACUAACUUAUUAUGUUCCAGAGUGUUAAAAACUUAACACAAAAAAUAUUCCUGUAAAUACAUUUUACCUGCACUAAGGAGCAAAAAGUACAUAUGAAGAUAUUGCAAAAUUAACAAAAGGAAUUUGUGAAUAUCUUGAUAUAAAUUCUGCUUAAAGCUCAAAAAAAUUAACAAAUUUGUUUGUAGAAUAAAUUUUAAAAGAUGUUGGAAAGCAAGAUGGUCGUAGCAACGAACUAAUUGCAGCAUACAAAGCCAAAUAUUCUUGA